CAUUAUUAGAGUGAGCAGUGAGGGGCAGUGUCGUUAAUGUCCCUCAGUCUGCAGUAUGGGAGGCAUGCUGAGGGCUGCUCUGUCCCUGGUAGACAGUAGAUCGCAUGCUGGCUCAGUUUAGAGGACGUUAGGAUUAAGCCACAAAAUGAAAACACCUGCAGCCAGGAAACUUUUUCACUUCAGCAGCAUUUGAAGGUGGGUCAGCUCCUCUGGACUACAGUUCCCACAUUCCUCAGACAGGAUGUUUCUGUGGGCAGGAGGUAAAGCAACAGAUGGAAGAAGUGAGAGCAGAUCCGUCAACCAGAAAAUCCAAUAUGACGUCCUGGACAAGAAGAAGACAGUGACCGCUCUGAGGGCAGGGGAGGACAGAGCCAUACUGCUGGGCCUCGGCAUGGUUGUCUUGUCCAUCAUGAUGUACUUUGUCCUGGGAAUCCCCAUCCUGCGCUCUUACUCUGACCGUGUGUGGACGGACGAGACCAGCUGCACCGUCGUGAACUCCACCAUCGUGUGUGAUGUAAACUGUUCGUACAGCUGUGGAACGGAGUGCCGGAGGAGUUCCCGUUACCCCUGUCUCCAGGUGUUCGUGAGCCUCAACUCCUCAGGGAAGGUGGUGCAACUGUUGCACAACGAGGAGACGCAUGACAGCAAUCCUGAGGUCUGGACUGCGAAGGGCCAAAACACUUAUUGCUUCUACAUCCCAAAGUGCCGUAAGGACUACACGGCCACGCACAUUGUGGUUCAGAACAUUUCGGAGCAUCUCAGGUCUCAGCACAAGGUCCAGUGUUUCGUGGACCCCACGGACAGAACGGACAGCGCCAUCCUGACACAGAUCUACGGUCAGGUGGCCGUCUUCCACUCCCUGUUCUGGCCAACCUGCACCUUGAUUGGAGGAACCAUCAUCAUCGCCAUGGUGAAGCUGACCCAGUACCUGUCCAUCAUGUGCGAGGGAGUAAGCCGCAUUAAGAGGUGAAGGGGAAGGAAGGCCAUUAGUUCAAAAGGAAGCUCCCCGAUAUACGGACAUGGGGACAACUGAAGCAGCUUCAAAGGGGCCGAGACUGAAGGACACAGAGGGAAAGCCCUGUAGAGACGAGUGGUCGGUCUGUGACAGCUGGAAUGUUGGGAUUCAAAGACGCGUAUCAGAGACAAUCUAAAAGCUGCUAGAAAGAUGAGCAUAUAUUUUUGAGACCUGCUGCUGGUGGAAGUCAGUCACGCAUUUUGAAACUAUAAUUUCCACUAUUCUUGUUGGCCAAUCAGUAGUUUUGAAGAAUUUGUACAAAUGUGACGUAAUGUUUUUUAACAAUUCUGCGUUAUGUAGCUUUUCAACACUGGUUGUUCAAGGAAUAGUUCGACAUAAAAACACACUUCUGUGCUUUCUUGCCGAGAGAUGAGAAGAUUGACAUCACUCUUGUAUUCGUCCAUCAAAUAUGAAGCUGCAGCUGAUUGGCUUUGCACAAAUACCGGAAGGGUGGAGGUCAAACAACAAACUCUGUGCAAAGGCAACAAAAUCUGCCUUAGCAACAACCCUUAAGCUCACUAAUUAACACGCUAUAUCUUGUUUGUUUGACACAGGCUAGCUGUUUAUCCCCCUGCUAGUAAUCUACAGCAUGUGUUAACCUGGGCUAACAGCCUGCUGGCUGUGGCUUCAUAUUUAGCAUAGAGACACACGAGUGGUUUCAAUCUUCUCACGUAACUCUCGGUAAGCAAGCGAAUGGGCGGUAUUUCCCAAAAUGUCGAAGUAUUUCUUUAAAGUCAGAUCUUAAACUGCAACUUCCAGAAAGUGCUCUUCGGGCUAUCUGAUGUAGGCCUGCCUGUUUACCAACCACUGCUGUGGUGUUAGAAAGUGCGAAUACUGAGUGCACAAAGUGCACACAAUACCAAAGAGACCAAUUUUAUGCUUCACUCCACUGUUUGCUCACUUACCACAUUCAGUAAUGUCUUUGAUUCGCUCCUCUCAGGCUAAAGACCAGAGGAUAGGUUAGUGGCAGCCGUUCAGAUACAGUGUUGUGCAUAUAGUGCGUCGAGCAGUGCAAUUAAGGAAAUGGCCUCUGAAAAGGAAAACCACUGAAGCCUAUUUUCUACUAUAUUCAUCAGGCUGAACAAUGUUUACUCAUAGCUUCAUCCACUACACCAGUGCUGCCUGUGACUGAUUUUAAAUGUUCUAUCCAAACAUGUUUUGUUACACAAAUGAUGCACUAUUAAUAAACACCAUGUGCCUGUUACCUCUUGAUAAUGAAGUUUGACACUUUAAAUAGCUUCAACUAUAACUGUUUCACGAUGACUGACAUCAUUGACACGCCCUGUGUUGACUGGGUGGUAAAUAUCUAAUGGGCCCAUUUUUCAUCCGACCGCACCUGUACGAUCAGUCUAAUAACUGAUGUGGACCGACUGAUCCGAUGUUGUGAUCAAAGGUGUUACAGAGACAGGACAACCUGCUAUGGUUGUUGUUGUUGCCUUGCUCUUAGAAAUUAAGUAUUAUUUGGAGUACAAUAUAUCUGGAGGAACUGUAUUAAGCCACAUAAUAUCUGGUUCAAUUAAUAAAGCAUGCAAAAACAUACAGUACACUGCCAUUUAAAAGUUUGGAAUCACUC
Anarrhichthys ocellatus (wolf-eel) is the source of this 2588-nucleotide messenger RNA. RefSeq names its product calcium-activated potassium channel subunit beta-2-like. The transcript is spliced from 5 exons. The coding region runs from base 242 to 970 and encodes 242 amino acids. Lineage: Eukaryota; Metazoa; Chordata; Actinopteri; Perciformes; Anarhichadidae. The record is from RefSeq and is a predicted model, not a curated record. Gene Ontology annotation, biological process: detection of calcium ion; potassium ion transport. Gene Ontology annotation, cellular component: membrane; voltage-gated potassium channel complex. Gene Ontology annotation, molecular function: calcium-activated potassium channel activity; potassium channel regulator activity.